Messenger RNA from Salarias fasciatus (jewelled blenny), 1816 nucleotides. RefSeq names its product sialoadhesin-like. The record is from RefSeq and is a predicted model, not a curated record. The transcript has 8 exons. The coding region runs from base 154 to 1305 and encodes 383 amino acids. NCBI's taxonomy places the organism in Eukaryota, Metazoa, Chordata, Actinopteri, Blenniiformes, Blenniidae.
AAGAUCUGCUGCUUGUCAGAGCGAUCGGUUGUUUUGCACUUUGUGUGACCUUUUUAGAUUUUAGAUAGAAAGCGUGAAGAAAAGAGAAGUUUUGAGUUGACGCAUGAAACUACAUUAUUGUGAGGACGAAACACAGGACUGUGAGUGUGUUCGAUGCCGGUGCUGAGCUUCAUGUGGGCUCUGUGUGUGAACAUGAUGACAGUCAACAUGUUUCUGAGUCUCUUCUUCCUCUCAGGUGCUGCGGAUGCUUGUCAUUUCUAUUCAGCUCUGGAUGUUAAAACACCACAGAAGAUGGAGGCUCUGAGUGGAUCUUGUUUAAGAAUCCCAUGUAACUUUGACAAUCCAGAGGAGUUUGACGGCACAAGAGAAACUUCUGCAAAGUGGAUCACAUGUUGUUCUUUUUUGUUUUACAACCCUUCCCAUGUACUUUACGACAGUACAAAGGCAGACAAUGAAUAUUCAAUGAAGAUUACAGGAAACCUGCGUGAGAAAAACUGCACCACUGAGUUUUUUAAUUUAACCACAGGUUACUCACACAAUUACCACUUCAGGAUCAUCAACAAGCCUUUUGAAGCAACAGCUGUUUGCAAUCCUCUUGAGAUCAUAGUUAAAGAUUCUCCUCCGAGGCCCACAUUACAAGUCUCAGGUGAUCUGAAUGACCUGAAGGAGAAGGAGUCUGUCACUAUAACCUGCUCAGCUCCCACUCCCUGUCCACACCUCCCUCCUCGACUCACCUGGAGCCUCCAACAAGACGCUCACAGCCAAACAGAGGAAAACACAGAUGGAACUUUAACCACUAAGAUCCAGCAGACCAUCACUCUGUCAGACCAACACGAUGGAUUCAAGCUCAGCUGCUCUGCUGUGUAUCCUGUUGAUGGAGGACAACAUGUGAAAACAGCUGUGGCAGAGUUCACUCUCAGUGUUUCUUAUGCUCCUAAAGACACGUCAGCCUCCAUCAGUCCAUCAGGUUUGGUGUCUGCAGGGAGCUGGGUGAACCUGAGCUGCUCCAGCAGAGCCAGACCUGCUGUCAGCUACACCUGGUUCAAGAUCAGUGAUCGUGGAGCAGUCAGAGUGUCUGAAGGAGACUUUUACAGCUUUAAUGUGACGGAAGGAGGAGCUUAUUACUGUGUGGCUGCAAAUCAUCUGGGAAGUGAGAUGUCAGAGCAGAUUCUUCUGACUACUGAAGAUGAUCAGCGGUUUGGAUUCGGAGUCCUCCUUACUCUGAGGAUUGUGGGAAUCGUAGCUCUCUGCAGUUCAGUCGUCAUCUUUGAGUGCUGGUUCAGAAGGUUUCGCCAAAACCAAUGAAGGACUCACAAGAAGCAGACUAUGUCAACACAGUGGAGGAGAGUCGAGCCUCUUGAGCCACGAGGAGAAGAAGAAGGUUUUAAAUCCAUCAUUAGUGACGUGGUUUAUUCUUUCUUAUAAUGUCUAACGGCAUGUUUGCCAUUCCAUCCAUCCAUCCAUCUUCCACCGCUUAUCCGGGACCGGGUCUGUCAUUCCUGUAGUGAAAUCUGUUGUUUGGUGGAUCACAGCGUUUUCCAGUGUUGUAAAGAUGAACUGGUUCUGAUCAGUAGAGGAUAAACAGACAUGAUUUGUAGCUUGAUAUUUUCUUUGUGCAUUUAAAUUAGUUUGAUCUACAUUUGAAGUAUUAAAUUCCAUGUCGUGUUCAUUUCAUGAGCAACACACACCUUCAAUGUAUUCUUGUUUGUGCUUAUUGUUAUUGUUUCAGUUGUUUAUCGACAGGAGUGUUUUCCUUUCCAGUAAAAUUGUGUCUUCAUGGAAUUUUGCUGUUAUCAAAUUGUAAAACAUUAAAUAA